AUGCCCAUUCCAGGAGGAAUCAAUACAUCCACAACGGCCACUGUUGCCUCCAUUGACCCUCAAGGCGACACAGUCAAGGCAAAGAUCCAGUAUCUCGCCAAAGACGACCAGCACCAACAUGUGAAACCAUACUACUUGCACUUCCAGUACGAUACCGACAUUCCCCCAACAAACACCGCGGCAGAUGACCGGAUAGUUCCCAUUCAUAAUGCUCGGAACUUAGACCUUCCGUCGAAGGAGAUGUUAUUGGAGUAUGGAUUUACUCAAUUACAUCUUGAGUGUCCUUUGGCCCCGGAGGAGUACUACUACGACAAGAAAGUGGAGGAAGUCCUAUAUCCUCAAUACAAAUCGCUUGCGCGAUCUUUGUUCCCGGAUGCCGCGCGGGUUGAAGUUCUAGAGCAUGCUACUCGCAAACGGCACCCUCUAUGGUUGACUGAGGGUGUAGAACGACAUGAGCUUGAUACAAACCAGCCGAGCGAUUAUGUGCAUAUUGAUAUGACAGCCUCCUCAGCAGCAAAAUGCAGCAUCAAGCAGUUCAACAUCCACCCAAAGACAUAUUCCAGAUUCAUCGUUGUAAACCUAUGGAAACCAAUCCGCGGCCCAGUAUACGACUUCCCAAUCACAGUUUGCGACCGCCGAACAGUAGACUACGCAUCUCAGACCACAGCCAUGGACAUCGUUGCGCGUGACUACGUCAACGAGAAUACUCGAAUAUACUAUGACGAGAACCACAAAUGGUACUACUGGCAUGGGCUGCAAGCCGAUGAGGUGAUCGCUUUCGUGCAGGCGGAUUCUCAAGCUGAGAACAGUGCAGGAGUUCCACAUACGGCGUUUCGGGAUCCUCGGAACAGUGAUACUACGCAGUUGCGGGAGAGUAUUGAAGCGAGAAUAUUUGUUUAUUUCGACUGA
Molecule: messenger RNA, 909 nt
Organism: Aspergillus welwitschiae
Lineage: Eukaryota; Fungi; Ascomycota; Eurotiomycetes; Eurotiales; Aspergillaceae
Exons: 5
Coding region: 1-909 (302 amino acids)
Molecular function (GO): oxidoreductase activity
Source: RefSeq, a predicted model, not a curated record